Molecule: messenger RNA, 1029 nt
Organism: Stegodyphus dumicola
Lineage: Eukaryota; Metazoa; Arthropoda; Arachnida; Araneae; Eresidae
Source: RefSeq, a predicted model, not a curated record
AUGGACCACAACGCUACUCUACCAACAACCGCACUACUCUCAUCUCAAGCAAACUCCAACAACAUCAAGCUCCUACAAAUAAACUUACAAAAAGCUAAAACUGCAAAUGACCAACUCACCCAACAUCUUCAAGAAAAUCCCGCCGACUUCAUUACCAUCCAAGAACCCUACUGCAUACAUGGACAAGUGGCUCGCAUACCAAGACAGUGGACAAUAAUACAACAGCAUAAUACUAACCAUACAACCCCCCCAAGAGCAGCAGCAAUAAUAUUUACAAGCAACAGAUGGAACCCAACAAUCAUCACCUGCCAACGAGACAUAAUCACCAUAUCCAUCAAAACCAAGAACAGCGAGCUCAUGAUCACAAGCAUUUACAUCGCACCAACAGAUGACCCUACUCCAGCACUCAACACUCUUUCCCAAGUUCUUCAUCAACAUCAAUGUCCCCACAUCAUCAGCGGAGAUUUCAACUCCCAAAAUACAGUCUGGGGCUACCAACGGACUAACCCCAGAGGUACCCAAAUACUUGACUUCAUCAACGCCAACAACUUAAUUCUGCAUAAUCAAGAGUCUGACCCCCCCUCAUUUGACAACAUUUAUACGCAAGGAUGGACAGACCUCCAACUAACAACCACACAUCUCGCCAAUCGGAUCCAAAAUAGAAAUAUACUGAAUGAACACACAGAGUCAGAUCAUAAAUAUAUCACACUAGAAAUCUCAGAAGAAAUUUUCCAAAGUACGUUCACCAGAUUCAAAAUUAACAACAAUAAAGCAAGGAAAUUUCAACGCCUAAUCAAACCUUUAAUAGAAGAUCUCAACAACUCCAUAGAAGCCUGCACAACCAAACAAGAAAUCAACCUCAUCACACAAGAGCUUAUCACAAAAAUUCAAACUACAUGUGAAAGUACUUUCAAGAAAAGAACCUCAACACCACUACAGAAUAUAAACUGGUGGACAAAGGACCUUCGAAUACAGAAACAUAAAACAAGAGCACUACGACCGAAGAAUCAAAAUUCCCCAAACAGAUGA